AUGUCAUCAAAUGUCAGUGAGAUUGUUGAUUUGUGUUGUGAUGCAGAUGCACCUUGUACAUCGAUUAGCGCAAUUUUCAACUCAUUGAAAGCACAGAGCAUUGAUUUGACCACUCUGAAUCUUACCAUCCAGAUUUCAGAGGGUCUCUAUAACAGCAGUGGAAAUACAGAUCUCUACAUUUUCGGACAGACCUUAAAUCUCAUUGGAAGCACCAACGGAUCAACAACUUUUAUCGGAUCUAGUAACAGAGUUUUCACCAUUCCAGAGCCAGUCGGAACUGGUGUUAACCCACCAAUCAUAACCAACUUGAAUUUACAACAACUUAAUUUCGUUAAUUUCACAACAACAGGUGGAUCUGUUGUCAAUGCAGAUAUUACAAAUACGACAUUGUUAUUGAAUAUCCAACAAUGUAGCUUCCAAAAUCUGAGUUCCACUGGCGAUGGUGGUGUUUUGCUAUUGAAUUUGAACUCCUUGUCACACGACAAUGCCAAUCUAUCUAGAAUCAAUGUAAAUAUUGCCGAUUCUCAAUUCAUUUCUAAUGGUGCAGCAAAUAGUGGUGGUGCAAUCAGUGUUACUCUUGGACAACUUAGAUUGGACAGAUGUUCAUUUCAAUCGAACAAUGCCAGUGAUGGAGGUGCUAUCAGCUCCACUGGUCCGGUAGUUGCAUUCCACUCUAACUUUACAGGUAACCAAGUCACUGACGAAGGUGGUGCACUCACCUUAAACUAUCAACAUAUUGCAUAUUCACUUUUCAGUCAUUGCCUAUUCACCGCAAACAAUGCAGUUACUGGUGGUUCAAUUUCAGGUCAUCAAACACAAAUACAUUUACAUAAAUCAAACUUUAUUCAAAAUAAAGCAGUUACCGGUGGAGUAAUUAAUUUGGUGGCACCAGCAAGUCAGUUGAAUGUAUCUUAUUGUUCUUUCGAUAGUAAUGAAGCAGAAGGUCAAGGUGGUAGUAUCUACCAAGAUAACAAUUCAAUCUUUUUGUUGACUCAAUCGAAUUUCACAAGGAAUACAGCUAACAGAGGUGGUGCAAUCAUGUUUAGUCAAUCGAAUGGUUACGUCAAUGGUGUUAUAAUGCAAUCGAAUGUCGCGACAUCUGGCGGUGCUCUCUAUACAACAGCAUCUCAUUUCACUAUGAACGAUACGGUGAUCGAAGACAACACUGCCGAUCAGGGUGGAAGUAUCUAUUGUUCAGACUCUGAGAUUACCAUUCCAUCCGCGAUUAUCAUCGAUGACAAUCACGACAACGAUAACACAACCAGCACCGAUAGUGCAGAGAAUCAAUUGAAUCAAUACAAUAUCUUUUGUAGCUUGGUACCGACCUAUACCUAUUGUAAGUUCUUUGGUGCCGACGACUACGUCGAUGUCUGUGGUGAAGUAGACAUACCAUCGAAAGGUGGAUUACCAAUCUCCAAACUCGCAUUGGUAUUCAUCAUCAUCGGUGGAGUCAUUGCAUUAGGUUUAAUAUCAUUUGGUAUCGGAUGUCUCUUGGCCAGAUCAACGGACAAGGGUGAUAAAAACUAUGCACCUGUACUCGACGCUAUCAACACUGGAAUAAGCGAUGACGAAGACAGAAAGUCUACAUCAUCAAAUUAA
Heterostelium album PN500 is the source of this 1599-nucleotide messenger RNA. Its product is annotated as pectin lyase-like family protein. The record is from RefSeq and is a predicted model, not a curated record. The coding region runs from base 1 to 1599 and encodes 532 amino acids. Lineage: Eukaryota; Evosea; Eumycetozoa; Acytosteliales; Acytosteliaceae. The transcript is spliced from 4 exons.